Acanthosepion pharaonis is the source of this 1329-nucleotide messenger RNA. The record is from the annotation of a GenBank genome assembly. NCBI's taxonomy places the organism in Eukaryota, Metazoa, Mollusca, Cephalopoda, Sepiida, Sepiidae.
AUGGUCAAGUGUAUUUGCCAAAUAUGUGUUUGCGGACGGCAUCACUGUCCCCAUCGGCCAGCCAAUAUUACAGGAAUGGGGGAUUUUCCGUGCCGUUUGACGGAGUACACAACUAAUUACAAAGAACACAAACUCGAUAAAGGGAUAUGUAUCAGGCCACAAGGGGAGCCAUUGCCGCAAGGUAACAUGGAGGAAAAGACUAUUUACAGAGUUGAUUAUCCGCCACAUGAGCCAAAGCCGCCGUGUCGGCAUCUGCCAGAAGUCUGGAAGAAGCCUCCGGGCAACAUUGACGGUCUCACUUCGUACAAGAAGGAUUAUACAAAUAAAAAGUCUAAACCAGCUCCAUCAAUGCGGCAAGAUGCCAGACCCCUUAACACAGGAAAGUUCCAUGGGGAUCCUACAUACUCUACCGAUUAUAAGCAAUGGGAGUUGGAACCACGAAGAAUACCCAUGGUUAAAGCCUGGAGUCCGCCAACCAACAAGAUGGAAGGCAAGUCAACAUUUACAAGAGAUUACUCUUAUAAAGAACCUCGACCUGCAGAAUCGUUCAAGCCAGAACCUAUGAGGCCAGCAGAAGGGUUAUUUGACGACAGCACCCGUUAUCGUGACGAAUAUAUCGAACAUGGUCUACCUGAAAAAUCUCCUCGAGAGAAACCGCUUUAUCGUUUACCGACUGUGCCUUUAGAUGGAUUAACUACAUUUAAAAGAGAUUAUCAAGAGAAAAAUAUUCCGCAAACAAAGAAUUAUGCUCCAGAUAAUACCUAUAAAAUACCGGAGGAACCAAUUGAUGAUCUAACGACAUUCAGGAGAGAUUAUCUUAACUGGCCGCCUAGCAUGCCUACGUUACACCAGCCAGAACCUUAUAAAAAACCGCCCGGCAAAAUGGACAAAGAUACGACACAUAAAUUGGCGUACCGUUACUUCCCGACGCCACCAGCACAAAAAUAUAUGCCAAAGACAAGUGCAACUGUUGGCGGAAAGUUUAAUGAUGAGUCGUCAUACAAUACAGAUUACAAACCAUGGAAAGUAGCACAACUACCAAUGAGGAAGCAGGAAUAUAUUCCGAAUACAGCGCCGUUUAAAGGUAUCUCAACUAUGAAAGCCCAUUACGUCCCUCAUCCUCCUGUAGAAACAAUGACUUGCAAACCAGAGUCAUCGUGGGAACAGGAUAAAGGUCCUCUUGAGGAUAAUACCAUGUACAGACUUGAUUACACUCCUAAAGAAGCUCCACUUUGUCCAGCCAUAUUCUUGGAUACGAACAUGACCCCGUACAGAUUUAUACGAGAAGAAGAAACAGGACAUAGAUUUUAUACGAGAAAUGGAGACUGA